UCAGGAUCGUUCAAUUGAUGAGAUUAUCGGUCUUGUAGAAGCAUUUGAAGAUACAUGUGAUGCACUUUGGAAUAGUCAACCAUCCUAUCCGGAAAGUAGAAUGCGUGGUCUUAUUCAGUGCAUGGCAUCAUUCCUUUGCGAAAAGAUAUCAGCAAAGCUAGACGCGCAUCAUCUCUGGAAAAACGUCGAAGCAGUGGAGAAGUUGAAUGGCGCAAUAGCAGCAUGUAGUCAGUGGGAGCUUUCGGUACAGCUUAUGACUGGACAGACUUGGAAACGGCAAAUAGAUGGAGCUUGGCAGGGUGAAGCAGUGGAUAUGAAAUAUUUGCAGGGAUUCAAGAAAAGACUUGAAGAGGUGCGUUCACUAAAACAACUUGGGCCACAAAUAGCUCUUUUGCUAAAUGAACGAGGAGUUCAAAGCGAAGUAGAAACAACAAUCGAAGCGGCAUUGAGAAAUACUGCAGUACUUGACUACAAUCCACUCACAGAGCAUGUAUGGAAUUCAAGAGUGGCGAUGGCUGAAAAGGCCUUGGAUCCUAUCAUUGAACGCACAAUACCGGUGCUGAAAAGCCGGCUGCAACCAAAUAAGCUUGAAAGUCACCAGCGGCUGAUUUCAGAUGACAGCAGAAUUGGAAAAGUAUAA
Strongylus vulgaris is the source of this 640-nucleotide messenger RNA. The record is from the annotation of a GenBank genome assembly. NCBI's taxonomy places the organism in Eukaryota, Metazoa, Nematoda, Chromadorea, Rhabditida, Strongylidae.